Molecule: messenger RNA, 933 nt
Organism: Thyridium curvatum
Lineage: Eukaryota; Fungi; Ascomycota; Sordariomycetes; Thyridiales; Thyridiaceae
Exons: 2
Coding region: 1-933 (310 amino acids)
Cellular component (GO): small-subunit processome; nucleolus
Molecular function (GO): small ribosomal subunit rRNA binding
Source: RefSeq, a predicted model, not a curated record
AUGCGCGGCAAACGGUCAAAGCAGUACCGGCGUCUGCUCAAGACGCUGGAGAUCCGGUUCGGCUUUCGCGAGCCGUACCAGGUGCUCGUCGACUCGGACAUGGUCCGCGACACGGCGCGCUUCAAGAUGGACCUCGUGCCCGCGCUCGAGCGCACGCUGCACGGGCAGGUCAAGCCCAUGAUCACGCAGUGCAGCAUGCGGCACCUCUACGCCGCGGGCCGGGAGGACCGCUCGCUCGAGGCCGUCAUCGACCGCGCCAAGACGUUUGAGCGGCGGCGGUGCGGCCACCGGCCCGAGGACUUCCCCGAGCCGCUGCCGGAGCUCGAGUGCCUGCGCUCGGUGGUCGACGGCAAGAAGAGCGGCGAGAACCGGCACCGGUACGUGGUGGCGAGCCAGGACGUCGAGGUGCGGCGCGCGCUGCGGGGGGUCAAGGCCUGCCCGCUCAUCUACGUGAGCCGGAGCGUGAUGAUCAUGGAGCCGCUGUCGGAGGGGACGGUGCGGGCCGGGGAGAGGGAGGAGAGGGCCAAGUUCCGGGCGGAGAUCAAGAAGGUUGGCGGCGGCGGGAAGAGGAAGAGGGACGACGGGGAUGGCGAUGACAAUGAGGAGGAGGAGGAUGGUGAUGAUGAUGAUGAGGAAAAGAAGGAGGAGGAGAAGAAGCCCAAGAAGAAGAAAGCCCGGGGGCCCAAGGGGCCGAAUCCGCUAGCGGUCAAGAAGAAGAAGCCACAGGCUCAACAACAACAGCAGCAGCAGCAGCAACAAGGGGAGCGAAAGAAGGCGGCGCAGUCUGGAGAAAAGGCGGAGGGAGGGGACCAGCCGGCCAAGAAGAAGAGGAAGAGGAAACACAAGUCUGGCGCUGGAGCAGUGGCUGGGGACGCGGCGGAACAGUCAGCAGCGCAGCCCGAGGCGCCAGCGGCUGUGGCGGCCGAGGCGUGA